Molecule: messenger RNA, 2040 nt
Organism: Didymosphaeria variabile
Lineage: Eukaryota; Fungi; Ascomycota; Dothideomycetes; Pleosporales; Didymosphaeriaceae
Exons: 5
Coding region: 1-2040 (679 amino acids)
Biological process (GO): phosphatidylinositol-mediated signaling; lipid metabolic process
Molecular function (GO): phosphatidylinositol-4,5-bisphosphate phospholipase C activity
Source: RefSeq, a predicted model, not a curated record
AUGGCAGCCCCUCCGACCGAAGACUCGAAGGCGGAUCGCUCUACGAAAGAUCCCAAGCUCGGUGUCCCCAAAGCAGAGAAAGCAGAGCUUCAAGCUGGAGGAGGCAGUGCGACGGAGACACAGAAAGCAAGGAACGUAGAGUCGCUGAACUCGACUUUAUCGACAUACCUGAAGACGCUUUACAAAGAGGUGGAGAAGAAAUACAAGCUUGAGUCCAAGGAAGGACUAGCCCAGUGGCUCGCCGAUGAGCAACAGGCACCGGCUGUAGAUGCUGAGAUACUCAAGGAUGGCUCGUUCUCGCAUUUCGCCAGCUAUUUCACCACUGGCACUGGAAACGUUAUGAAGCCUGCGGAGCCUGUAGACGAAUCCUGGCCGAUAUCGAACUACUUCAUCUCCUCGAGUCACAACACGUACUUGACGGGAAACCAGCUAGCAAGUGCUGCAAGCGUGGAUGCCUACAAGAAUGUGCUCAAAAGGGGGUGCCGUUGUGUUGAAGUUGACGUUUGGGAUGGAGAACCACCGUCAGAUUCCGAAUCAAGUUCCGACGAAGAAGCUCAGAAAACAACCGGGGGUGGGGUGAAGGAGAAAGUGAAGAAAGAAAAGAAGAGCUUGCGUAAACGGCUUGAGCUGCGCUUUGGACGAAAACCGUCUUCGCCGCCUAAAGAGACUCCGAAAGAAGCUUCUCCACCGCCAACCGGCGAACAACGGAUCGCGCCGUGGCGGUCGAACAGUUCGACCCGGGCUGAGCCAAGGGUUCUUCAUGGCUACACGUUGACCAAGGAGAUGACAUUCAGAGACGUAUGCCAGACCAUCCGAGACUAUGCUUUCGCGUCUUCAAACCUUCCUUUGAUAGUCAGCUUGGAAGUGCACACCAGCCCGGAGCAGCAAGAGAUUAUGGUGGAGCUCAUGAAGGAAUAUUGGGGAGGGAUGCUAGUGGAUCUACCGCUCGAUCCAUCCCAAGCCUCCGAGGAGACCAAACUUCCAACGUUGAAGGACCUGGAAAACAAGAUCCUUGUCAAGGUGAAGCGUGUGAGCCACAAACCGACCGAAGCAGCUGCGAAGCCUACGACUCUUCAAGCACCUGCACAAUUGACCCCUCAACAGAGCAACCAAUCUGCGCAGUCUGACAUGACGUCGGAUUCUGAGGACGCUGGCGCUGGCUCGGAAAAGCCACCAGCACCGAAACCUAAGGUCAUUGACGCGCUUUCAAAACUAGGUGUCUACUUCGGAGGCUACCAUUACAAAGGUUUGGAUGUUCCAGAGGCCAACAUUCCCACGCACGUGUUCUCGCUUUCCGAGAAGACAUUGAUGGAAGUUCACGAAACGAAUCCAACCGCGCUCUUCCAGCACAACAAGAACUUCUUCAUGCGCGCAUACCCCAAAGGUCUUCGCGUGACCUCAUCGAACCUCAACCCAGCCAUCUUCUGGCGACAAGGUGUGCAGAUAGUAGCUCUCAACUGGCAACGCUGGGAUGGUGGCAUGAUGCAAAAUGAGGCUAUGUUCGCAGGCACAUCUGGGUGGGUGCUGAAACCCCAGGGCUAUCGAAGUGCUGGUUAUGGAACCACGCCAAAGGAUGCCAUAGAGCACCACAAUCUCGACCUUAGCAUCGAGUUCCUCGCCGGUCAGGACAUCCCGCUUCCUCCUGACGAAGACGACCCGAAAGACUUCAAGCCCUAUGUCAAGGUCGAGCUGCACGUGGAGAAACCCGAAGAAGGAAUGGGUGAGCCAAUUCCUGGAGGCGGAGCGAGCAACAAAGGCGAUUUCAAAAAGAAGACCAAAAGUCAACGGACACCGAAUCCGGAUUUUGGCCGAGAGAUCAUCGAGUUCAAAGGCGUCAAGAGGGUGACGGAAGAAUUGACAUUCGUCAGAUUCAAAGUCAUGGACGACGAGCGCAUCAGCGAUGACCUCGCGGCGUGGGCUUGCUUCCGGCUUGAUCGCCUGCAACCCGGCAUCCGCAUGCUGCACCUCUACAACUUUAAUGGCGUCGUGUCCAAGGGUGUGCUGCUGGUCAGGAUCAAGAAGACGGUUAGUAAGGCGUGA